Molecule: messenger RNA, 1498 nt
Organism: Nilaparvata lugens (brown planthopper)
Lineage: Eukaryota; Metazoa; Arthropoda; Insecta; Hemiptera; Delphacidae
Gene: Dus4
Product: tRNA-dihydrouridine(20a/20b) synthase [NAD(P)+]-like
Exons: 6
Coding region: 385-1479 (364 amino acids)
Biological process (GO): tRNA processing
Molecular function (GO): tRNA dihydrouridine synthase activity; flavin adenine dinucleotide binding
Source: RefSeq, a predicted model, not a curated record
UGAGCAGAUUGAUAAUCGAUUCACUCAUAUCUCUGUUUGAUAUCUUUUUUAAUUUUUAUCCGUUUGAAAAAAUAAUCAAAUAACAAAAUAUAAAAUUCCGAUAAGUGAAGAAAUUUAGUCGAAAUUGAAAUUCUCAAAAAAAUAUUUAGUCAAUUGUUAUUGUAUUGUAAAUAUUCUUAUGAAAUUAUUAGGAAGGCAGUGUAUUGUUUUUUGCUGAAGGAGAAACUAACCUAUAAAUUUCUUCUGCUUUUGAAAUUACAUAACCUAAACAAAAAUCUAACCUAAAUCAUAUUUUAUCAUUUGUCUAUUGUUUAGAAACUUGUUUAAUAGUUUUUUUGAAUCUAUUUCUCUUUUUUAAAUUAUGUAAGUUGUUGCCACAUUCGAAUGGAAUAUAGUAAAUUUGAAAUUAUGAAAGAUCGUCAAGACAUAGUGAAUCUAUUUCAAGAGAAACCUCUAGUUCACGUAGCUGCUCCAAUGGUUCGUUAUAGCAAGCUGCAAUUCCGCACUUUGGUUCGCAAAUAUGGAUGUGAUCUGUGCUUUUCACCGAUGAUAGUAGCUGAUUCGUUUGUUAAAUCGAUAAAAGCCAGAGAUGUAGAAUUCACCACUAAUGAAAGAGACUCUCCCUUGUCCGUCCAGUUUGCUGCUAACAAUGCGAAUGAUUUUGUAGAUGCUGCUGAGUUGGUUGCCCCAUUCUGCGACGGAGUGGACUUGAACUGUGGAUGUCCGCAGCGGUGGGCGAUGAAGGAGGGCUUUGGCGCCGAUCUUCUGAGCAAGCCACACAUCAUCCACGACAUUGUGCGUCAGCUCAGAAAUCGGCUGCCGCAGCCAUUUGCAAUGUCCGUCAAAAUGAGGAUUCUAUCGGAUAUCAGGAAAACAGUCGAGCUGUGUCGCAGCCUGGAUGCGACCGGAGUCUCGUUUUUGACCGUUCACGGCAGAACGCCGAAGCAACGCUGUGAACCGGUCGACCUGAAUGCAUUGGCACAAAUCCAGUCGGCAACUAGUUGCCCGAUAGUUGCCAACGGAGAUGUGCGCUCACUGGACGAUGCUGUCGCUUUACACCAAGCAACUGGUUGCAAAGGCACAAUGAGCGCCCGAGGACUUCUACAGAACCCAGCCCUUUUCCAGGGCCAUUCCAGGACGCCUCUUGCCUGUGUCCAGGACUGGAUAAAACUCUGCCUGGAAUCCGAAGCGUCCUUCCAGUGUUUCCAUCACCAUCUCGUUUUUAUGCUGGAGAAAGUGCUUCCAAAACACGAGCGCCACGCAUUCAACGUAAUGCGCUCCAUGCCUGAAGUUCUCGACUUCAUCAGUCAGUAUUUCGAUAUCAGCAUUCCGGAACGAUCGAGAAUCGAGAAUUUCAGUACAAACAUCAUUUACAAAGACACUAGUGUGAGGGAUGGCAGCUAUUUCAGUAGUAAAUUGUUGCAAACUAAUGAUAAGUUCGAGGAUUAUUUGGAUUCGUGUAAUUUGUUUGAUGAGUAGUAAAUUUAUUUCCAAUUUC